AUGCGCUGCGGGGACGGGGCUCCUGCUGCAGGCUGGCUGCUGACGCUGCUCACUCUGGCUGCCGCCCGGGGCACUGCGGUGCUGCUGCAGGGCGAUGGCUACGAUGGGCUACUCAUUGCUAUCAACCCGCAGGUGCCAGAAGACCAGAAACUCCUCGCAAACAUCAAGGAAAUGAUAACUGAAGCUUCUUUUUAUUUGUUCAAUGCUACACAAAGAAGAGUCUAUUUCCAGAAUAUAAAGAUUUUAAUACCUGCUACAUGGAAAGCAAACAGUUAUGGGAAACCAAAGCAUGACUCAUAUGAAAAGGCAGAGGUCAUAGUUGCUGCUCCUUAUUGGAAACAUGGAGAUGAGCCAUAUACCCUACAAUAUGGAGAAUGUGGAAACAUGGGAAAAUAUAUACAUUUCACACCUAACUUCCUAGUAAAUGAUUAUUUGAUUGAUGUCUAUGGAUCACGGGGCCGAGUUUUUGUCCAUGAACGUGCCCACCUUUGAUGGGGGAUAUUUGAUGAGUAUAAUAAUGAAAAACCUUUCUAAACUGGACAAAAUCAAGUUAAAGUUACAAGGUGCGCGUCUGACCUUACAGGGAUCUACAUCUGUGAAAAAAAAUCCUGCACUGAAGGAAAUUGUGUCAUCAAUCAGUUGACGGGACUUUUUAAGGAAGGAUGUGCAUUUAUUCCUGAGAGAACUCAAACUGCAAAGUCAUCAAUAAUGUACAUGCAAAGCUUAUCAUCUGUUGUUGAAUUUUGUAAUGAAGGUAACCAUAAUAGAGAAGCUCCCAAUCUGCAAAACAGAAUGUGUGACUAUAGAAGUACAUGGGAUGUAAUAAUAAGCUCUAUGGACUUCAAUAACACCCUUCCAAGGACCGACGCCAGCCUCCCACCUCCUCCUACCUUCUCAUUGCUACAGAAGAGAGACAGAGUGAUCUGUUUAGUUCUUGAGGUUUCCCACAGCAUGAAUGGGGAUGAUCGGAUCAAUCGACUGCGUCAGGCAGCAGAAUUCUAUCUACUGCAAGUUGUUGAAGACAAUUCUUAUGUUGGUAUUGUCACCUUCAAUAACGAAGGAGAAAUCAGAAGUCAGUUGCAUCAAAUAGUCAACAAGCACGUACGGAAACAGCUUGCUUCUUACCUACCCACUGCAGCCCCUAGUGGAGGAACAAACAUUUGUGUGGGUCUGCAGCUGGGAUUUGAGGUGAAGUAGUGCAAGCACUAUUUCUAUGGAAAUAUAUAUGGUUCUGAAAUUAUAUUACUGACAGCUGGAGAAGACGGUGGGAUAAUUGAAUGCUUUUCUAAUGUAAUUAACAGUGGCUCGAUCAUUCACACCAUUGCUCUUGGCCCAUCUGCUGCUAAAGAAGUGGAACAAUUAGCCCAUGAGACAGGGGGCUUAGCGUGUUUUGCCUCAGAUAGACUGGACUCCAAUGACCUAAUUGAUGGUUUCAGUGCAAUUUCAACAGGGAAUGGAGAUACUUUCAGUCAUUCCAUUCAGAUUGAAAGUGCUGGUGAAAGGACUGAGAGCUAUAAGCAGUUUAGUAGGACAGUGACUAUUGAUAGUACAGUAGGAAAGGAUACCUUCUUUGUAGUAACGUGGCAGACUGCUGAACCACCGAGGAUCACUCUCCUUGAUCCCAGUGGAAAAAGCUACACCAAUAAGGACUUUGAGGUUAAUACAGUGUCGCAGGUAGCUCGUCUCCAGAUUCUGGGAAUUGCAGAGGUUGGGGAGUGGACCUACGCUCUCAUGAAUACUCACCUAUCCCUUCAAGCUCUAACUAUGACAGUGACUUCCCGAGCAGCAAACUCUAAUAUACCUGCAAUAAAUGUGAAAGCCCACGUCAGUAGUGAUAGAAAUGAAUACUCUAGAUCAAUGGUUGUUUAUGCACAAGUCAGUCAAGGACUUUCACCUAUUCUUGGAGCAAAUGUAACUGCCAUUAUCAAACCAGAGACUGGAGAUCCACUUAUCUUGGAACUUUUAGACAAUGGUGCAGGGUCAGACAUUGUCAAGAAUGAUGGUGUCUAUUCCAGGUACAUCUAUUCUUUCUCUGAAAAUGGCAGAUACAACUUGAAAGUACAUGUUCAAAGAGCUAACAAGACUGUCAGACCACACCCCACAGUGCCAUGGAGUCAUUCUAUGUAUAUACCCGGUUACGUAGAAAAUGGUAAGAUCCAGAUGAACCCGCCAAGACCCUCAGUUAUCAAUAAUGAAGAUAUUCAAACCAGAGUAGGUGGCUUCAGCAGAACAGCCUCAGGAGGCUCCUUCAUAAUGUCUGCAGUUCCUACUAGACCCCAUACUGAUGUGUUUCCACCAUGUAAAAUUAUUGAUUUUCAUGCCAGAACAGCCAACGAUGUGAUUAUUUUGUCAUGGACAGCAUCAGGGGAUGAUCUUGACCAAGGGCAAGCUGAAAUAAGAACAAGUGAAAGUCCUCUGGAACUAAGAGACAACUUUGAUAAAACUAUGCUAGUGAAUACUUCUGAUUUGACACAGCAUGCUGGGUACAAGGAAAUAUUUGUAUUUAAACCAGAAGCUUUUGCAACAGAAAAUAUCACCAUCAUCUAUGUGGCUAUACGUGUCAUUGAGAAAGCCUCCCUGCACUCUGAUGUAUCCAAUAUAGCACAAGCAGUGAAGUUUGUUCCCCCAAUGGAUUAUCUCACUGAUAAUGUUAAGUACAGUGUUUCAAGGAUAGUGUUGCUAGGAUUCGGGUUAAUAACAUCAAUUUGCCUUAUUACAAGUGUAACCAUAUGUGCUUUAAAGAAAAGGAAGAAAGUGGUUGUCACUGAAACAGCAACAAAUCUACUGUGA
This is a messenger RNA of Gopherus evgoodei (Goodes thornscrub tortoise), 2790 nucleotides long. RefSeq names its product calcium-activated chloride channel regulator 2-like. Lineage: Eukaryota; Metazoa; Chordata; Testudines; Testudinidae. The record is from RefSeq and is a predicted model, not a curated record. Gene Ontology annotation, molecular function: intracellularly calcium-gated chloride channel activity. Gene Ontology annotation, biological process: chloride transport.